GUUAUAAUAAGCUCAAACCAAGAGUUGUUUCCUUGGUUAUCUGUCUUGGACCUUCUUGGACCUUCUUGGCGAGCUCUCAAGGUCCUUUGCUUUUUAGGCGUUUUUUUGUGAGCGCUACAGGUAAACAGACAGCCCACUAACGAAUGCUGCACCUUUUAUUGAAUUUGUACCUGCGCCGAGAUUUCGUCAUUGUCGAUCUCCUCAACACCAAAAAAAUAUUUUCUUUUUUCGCUAGUUGGUAGUUUCAUAUACCACCUACAUCCGAUUAUGUAAUAAUUUCCCGGCACUUGUGAAUUAUAUUUAAUUUGGUCUGGAACAUCCUAGAGAAAGGUAUGAGAACGAUAAUGUCGUCACUCUUGGAGCGGGCGACGGUCAACUCCAAGGUCCAGCUUGCUGCUACAGCUAUUGCUUCUGGCGCCGUUGUCGCAGGAACAAUCCUCGGGUACCAACGUCUGCAGCGAAAGGAGCGCAUCAACCAGCUUAAGGAAUCCAUACCUUCGCUACUCGAUGAAGGAGAAGCAUUACGAAGGCUUAAUAGCUUUGGCGGUGCUACGGCAGCAGAUAAAGAAGAUAUCCGUAACCAAUUACUUGCGAAGAGGGCGCAGGCUGGCGACUACGACGACGAAUUGAUCCUCGAACAGCUCGCACGUAACCGUGUUUUCCUCACCCCGGAAGGGCUUGACAAGUUACGGAAUGCAUUCGUCGUAAUAGUUGGUUGCGGAGGUGUAGGCUCGCACUGCACAGCGGCUCUGGCACGAUCGGGGGUUUCUAAGAUUCGUUUGAUCGAUUUCGACCAGGUCACACUGAGCUCCCUGAACCGCCAUGCCGUUGCGACACUGGCCGAUGUAGGCACGCCGAAGGUCCAGUGUUUAAAGCGACGACUUUUAGCCAUUACCCCAUGGGUGCAUUUCGAUUUGCGACAAGAAAAGUUCUGGGAUAAAGCAGCUGAUAGACUAUUGGAGCCGUGGGAGAACGGACAGAAGCCUGAUUAUAUUGUAGAUGCGAUCGACAACAUCGACACUAAAGUUGCAUUACUAAAAUACUGCCACGAUCAUAACUUACCGGUGAUAUCAUCCAUGGGCGCAGGGUGUAAGAGUGAUCCUACUCGAAUUAUUGUGGGCGACAUCGGAACUAGUACAGACGACGGCCUCUCAAGAUCUACCAGACGGCGUUUAAAACUGCUGGGAGUUACCAAAGGAAUUCCCACCGUAUACUCGACAGAGAAGACCGGCGAAGGGAAGGCCGAGUUGCUCCCACUUCCGGAGGAAGAAUUCCAGAAGGGUAAAGUAGGCGACCUCGGAGUGCUACCCGAUUUCAGAGUGCGCAUACUACCAGUUUUGGGCACCAUGCCGGCUGUGUUCGGAUACACAGCAGCGAACCACGUCAUACUUUCCGUCACCGGAUAUCCUCUCGACUACGUCCCGGCAAAGGGCCGCGAGAAAAUGUACGAGGGUCUUCUUGCCGCGGUACAAGGAGGAGAAGAAAAGCUUCUCCGCUACAUGACCGGAGGUGACCCAAGCAUUACUUUGGGUCUCAAGGUACCCAUCACGACGGGAGAUAUGGCGUUCUUGGUAGAAGAUAUCUUCAAGGGCCGCAGCGCCAUAACCGGGCUCACAACCCGUCUAACUCUAGUGAGGUGGCGUAGGCCAGCGGAAUCCAUACUGGUUAGGAUCGGGGAGGGUUCCGACGAGCAGAAGUCAUCGAAUGUCAAGCUCUCGGAUCUCGUCUGUAUGACUAAGGAAGAGAGCAUAAGACACGACAAAGAGGUGCUGCGAGGGACGAAGCAGCCCGAGGAGGUAUAUGAUACAGUGACGGUAGAGAAGGUGGAGGCAUUACUUAGAGAUACUGCUAAGUAUGAAAAAUACAGGUGAUGCUAGUUCUUCUGCUGCGCGGUUUCAUGACUGAUGCAGUAGCGAGUAUUUUCCCAUCAUGCAUUCAAGAUAUAUCCGCCUUCAGG
This is a messenger RNA of Daldinia caldariorum, 1957 nucleotides long. RefSeq names its product ubiquitin-protein ligase molybdopterin-converting factor. NCBI's taxonomy places the organism in Eukaryota, Fungi, Ascomycota, Sordariomycetes, Xylariales, Hypoxylaceae. Gene Ontology annotation, cellular component: mitochondrial outer membrane. The record is from RefSeq and is a predicted model, not a curated record. The transcript is spliced from 4 exons. Gene Ontology annotation, biological process: cyclic threonylcarbamoyladenosine biosynthetic process. Gene Ontology annotation, molecular function: ubiquitin-like modifier activating enzyme activity; tRNA threonylcarbamoyladenosine dehydratase activity. The coding region runs from base 333 to 1871 and encodes 512 amino acids.